GGUUUUGGUUCUCUCUUCAGUUAUUUGAUCAAGCUCCGAAUCUUGGGUUUUAGCGUAUAUUUCGCUCGGGCUAUUGCAAUGGAAGAUUCUGAUUUAUUUUCGGAGGAGCCGCUUGUAACCCAAGCUCGGGCUGGUGUCAAGUUUCAGCCCAAGUUUAAACGUAAAGCCAAAGUUGAAACUUCUUGCUCAAUCCCUUCAAAACCCCGUGAAAUUACGGAGGAGGAGGCCGCUACGGUAGCAUCCACCGCCAUUGAUGCAGUUCAGGUUGUCAAUCCCGACAAUAUUGUGGAUGACAGUAAGAGCUCCCAAGUAGCUGCCACAGAUUCUUUGCUUGCUGAGGCUGCUGUUUGCGAUGAUACAAAUUCGAGCCUUGAAAGAUCAGUCGGAGAGAAUGCAGACUUGUUUUCUGGGUUGGAAUGUGUUGAUCCUUUAUGUACUCAAUCUUCAAAUGAUGAUGGAGAUAUUCGGAAUGAUAAUGAAGGAAAUAGGACACAGUUUCAGGAAGCAGGAGCCUUCCCAGAUAUUGAUACUCUAGAUACUAUAUCAGAUAUGAAGAUUACCUCUGGAAGGCAUGCUGGAAAAUUCAAACCCAAGCCUAGGCUACAAACUAGUGUACUCACCUCACCACCUGCCGUGGUUGAGUCGGUUAUGCAUCCUCCAAAUGCUCAGUUUGGUCCUUCUGAAACACUGUUUGGAGAGAGAUCAAUUCCUGACUUGCCAACCGAUCAUGUUCCCAAUUGCUCAUCUCCAGAUCCUUCCACCUCUGGCUCUGAAUGUCCGGUGAAUGAGGAAUUCCCAAACCUUGCGGUAGCUUCUAACUUAGGUGUUGAUCUUUGGGGAAAUGUUCCUGUCGUGGCUAGAGAAGUGAGUUCUAAUAUCAUGGAAAGGAACACCUCUCUAGUAUCCAGUCCUCAAAAGUCCAGGCAGUCUUCCACGAGAGAUGAGGUGAAUGGAAAAAGCAAAGCAAGAAAGUGGUUGAGAGAGCAGGGGACUAAUCUGCAUAUUGUUGAUGAUCUUGAGGAUGGGACUUGUAAUGACGAUAGCCUCGCUGCCGAACACCCCCUUAGUUAUGCUAUCAAUGAGGAUAAAGACGACAACGAUGGUGAUGAAAAUGACAAUGGUGAAUAUAAUGUAGAGUGCGUAUCUGCAAAGAGGAAGCCUUCUAAGAGUUCAAAGAAACCUGUGAAUGAAAGUGAAAAACCUCCUCGAAAAUGUAAGAUAGCUAGUGAAGCUCAGGUGACUAAUCUGCACAUUGUUGAUGAUCUUGAGGAUGGGACUGGUAAUGACAAUGGCCUCGCUGCCGAGCACCCCUUUAGUUAUGCUGUCAAUGAGGAUAAAGAUGACAACAACGGUGAUGAAAAUGACAAUGGUGAAUAUAAUGUAGAACAUGUAUCUGCAAAGAGGAAACCUUCUAAGAGGUCAAAGAAACCCAUGAAUGAAAGUGAGAAACCUCCUCAAAAAUGUAAGAUAGCUAAUGAAGCUCAAAAGCAUAAGAAAGUCAAUGAAGCAUCAGAUAAUCCAGAAAAAGAACAGCGGAAGAAAUUUUCUCAUUCAACUCGUAGAAAGAGAAGAUUUGUGGAUGAGUCUUUACUCAACACGCCAGAGGAUGAAAUCGACUUUGCAAGGGUGGCCUUGAAGGAUCUCAUUCUACUUGCUGAUUAUAAGGAGCGGUUAGCAAAGAAAGAGGCGAAUGCUUUAGGAGUACCUUUAACCGAUCAAAUUACUCAAAAGACAUUUGAUGAAGUAAAUGCUCAUGAUGAAGAGAGCCCCAUUGCUUCAGAACAAGACCAAGGUUUUGCAGAUGAUCAAGUGGGUGCCAGUGCCAAGUCAACUACCUACUUCAAUUACCAGACUCACAUGAACAAAACACCCAGAGUAAGAUGGUCAAAACAGGACACAGAGUUGUUUUAUGGGGCCAUUCGGCAAUUUGGACCUGAUUUUUCAUUGAUAGAACAACUUUUUCCUGGAAGAAAUCGUCAUCAGAUCAAGCUAAAAUUUAAAAAUGAAGAGCGCCGAUCUCCAUUUAAACUUUCUGAUGCUUUAGCAAGCCGUGCCAAAGAUCAUUCCUAUUUUGAGAAGGUGAUUGAGCAGUUGCGGCAAGUUUCUGGUGCAGAUCUGGAGUCUAAUAGAGACAUUUCCAUUGAUUUAACACGUGAAGAGGAAGAGUUCACUCCCGCCGGAACUAAUGAGGAAGUGGCAAAACCCGAGCAGGAUGAGGAUGUAGCAAAACCGGAGCAGGAUGAGGAUGUAGUAAUGAGAGAUCGAGAAGCUGAUGUUACUGACGACCACAGUACUUUACAGUCUGAUGAAAUGGAUGAUGAUCGUGAAAUAUUGAGUUCAUAUAAAAGCGCAUUUUAGGAAAAUCCCAACCCCAAUAAAGUAGUUUAGAUUUUCUCAAACUUGCCCAAGGUGAGUUUCCUUUGUUGUUAUCUUUUCAUCAAAUGCGUCACUGAUUAUUAUGAGCUCUUCAUGCUUACUAAAUAUAUCAAGUUAGGAAUCCCAACCCCAAAAGGUAGUGUAGAUUCUCUUAGGGUGUUGGGAGAAAUUAGCAUAUUGAUUAUUUCUAACUUUAAAUCUGUGUUUUUUUCAGUCCAUCUUUAGCACAGCUUGUGCAAAGGGCAAUCUUUUUGUGCAAGGGAUUAAAUAUUGGAGUAGAGAUUUUUGUUUGUUAAGAA
Molecule: messenger RNA, 2675 nt
Organism: Hibiscus syriacus
Lineage: Eukaryota; Viridiplantae; Streptophyta; Magnoliopsida; Malvales; Malvaceae
Exons: 14
Coding region: 79-2358 (759 amino acids)
Biological process (GO): RNA polymerase III preinitiation complex assembly
Cellular component (GO): transcription factor TFIIIB complex
Molecular function (GO): TFIIIC-class transcription factor complex binding
Source: RefSeq, a predicted model, not a curated record